This is a messenger RNA of Aplysia californica (California sea hare), 5337 nucleotides long. RefSeq lists its product as uncharacterized. The transcript is spliced from 2 exons. The record is from RefSeq and is a predicted model, not a curated record. Gene Ontology annotation, molecular function: G protein-coupled acetylcholine receptor activity; G protein-coupled serotonin receptor activity. The coding region runs from base 799 to 2472 and encodes 557 amino acids. Gene Ontology annotation, biological process: G protein-coupled receptor signaling pathway, coupled to cyclic nucleotide second messenger; adenylate cyclase-inhibiting G protein-coupled acetylcholine receptor signaling pathway; chemical synaptic transmission. Gene Ontology annotation, cellular component: dendrite; synapse; membrane. Lineage: Eukaryota; Metazoa; Mollusca; Gastropoda; Aplysiida; Aplysiidae.
AUCACGUCACGUCAAGCCAUCACUAAGGAAGCGUUCCCACCAGGUGUCUUUGCAACCCCCUGUUGCGAGUGGAUGAAUUCUGUGCCACAAGACACAAGCUCCGCGCUGAAACAUCUGUAUGGCCAGAAGGAGUCUAACUGCACUGUUAGUUGAGCUUGAUUAUUCUGUGAACAAAUAUGACUGCUAUGUUCUUUGAGCUCCAUACGUUAUUCUCGAUUGAAAUUAUUGUAUUUGUCGAAAGGCAAACGGACAAGUCUACAUUUGUGAAAAUGUUUACAAGAGUGAUGCCUUUUUUAUGCUAAAAUAUUACUUUUGGGGAUCAGACUAACUGACAACGAUUGAUGGUGACAUGAACAGAAGUUUGAAAUGGCAGGCAGAAAAUCUACGACUGUGAUUCCGAACCUUGGAAGCAAACCAUUCGUACCUUCAAAAUAUGUGGAUGAUAAAAUUAUAACUGAUGCCUUCUUUGUGAGCAGAUUCUGCCUGUUUUUAAAAUCAGUCUGUAGUGUUAAUUCUUAGUUUUCUCUUCUAAGCCAACAACGUGGUGACACUUUCCAAUUUAGGAAUUCAAUAAAAUCCAACCAUAGCUUUGUGGUGGCGCUUUUUAUACUCUAUUGAUUCAUUCUUGUGGAAGCAAUCUAAUGCAUUCUCUGAGCGGUAUACCUACUUACAACUAACCGCUAUAGUUGUUUUCACCUGGGAAAGAGGAUUGCUGCUUACAAAUGCUAUAGUUGUCACCUUGAUUGCAAGUCAGCCUUAUAGUUUCUAUCUGGCCCAUGCCAGGGUAGCUAACACCAAAUGGCUGACACCACGGCGGAACAUCAUCUCCUGUACCCGGGCAAAGACCAUCGCAGUUUCUUCGAGAUAUGGGUCUCUGCUGUGCCGAUGGUGGCAAUCAGCCUGACAACCAUCGUGGCAAAUGGCGCCAUAUUGACUAUGUUUCUGAGCAGACGCGGCUUGCGACGAUGUAAAAAUGUGUACCUAGCUAGUUUAGCGCUAGCCGACUUCUUAGUUGGCCUCACGAUGCCUUACAAGAUGACACGAGACUUGCACCGAUCAUGGGACAGUGGUCUGGGCUGUAGGCUUUACCAAACGCUGCGACAAUCUCUUAUGUACGUGUCUUUUCUCAGCAUCUUCCUCAUAACGGUGGACAAAUGGCGGGCUAUCCACUACCCAGUGUCCUAUCGGAACAAGCAGACCAAACGCAUAGCAGUCGCAGCAGUUGUGAUGGUGUGGGUCAUCAGCUUCUUCAUCUUCAGCGUACCACAGAUAUGGUGGGAGGAUUUUAUACUCUCCAGGGCCUCCGACUUGAGCCAAACUCGUAUGGUUGCUGUGGAAAAUGGUGUAAAUGCCCGGCCCGAGAAAAUAGGCAUCAGUAACCUUAACCGUAACAGUAGCACUAGUGGCAGCAGUAGUAGCAGUAGUAGCAGCAGCGGUAACAGCAAUAGUGGGAAAGCUCAAAACCUUUCUUUAAAUGUGCGGUAUAGAAUUAACAGCGGUCACGAGCGUAAUCGUUACGGGAUAUGUCCCGAAGGUUAUCACUUGGGAUUUAACAUCUCCGUGUUUUCCACUACUCUCUUCUACGUCAUUCCAAUUCUAACCAUGCUGAUUCUAGACACGAGUCUGUAUCUUAAAAUUAAGUGGCGAAAGAGUGUAGAAGUGCAAAGGUCUACGAGCGUGACGGACACUUACUUCAUGACUCUGAAGAAGCCCGCGCUCGAGCUUGAAAGCUGCGUUAAUUCUGGAGGCGACGAUGACGCAGCGAAAGAGUCUCUUCUCAAGAACUCGGACAAUAAACCCAUAAACAAACACUUAGCCAUUGGCGGCGCUCGAGGAGAGAGGCGACACAGUUCUCUCCCCGCUAUUUCCCCCAUCAUCAAAGGUCGGACGUCCAGCGGUCGGCGAGUAUCCAUGCCCGAAGGAAACACUGGCGGCGGGUGUCGAUACGUAGGACGGAAGUGGUCAGGGUGUUCCACAGCUUUCGGCAAUAACCAGAACCAGAAUCCUAACCCGAUGGCGAACCUGGCGCCGCGCAUCCACAACGAGGAUAUGGUCCACGAUAUCCUGGUCAAACAAGAUCGUAAAGCCGCCCGCUGUCUGUGCUUGAUGCUGCUCACCUUAGUCGUGUGCUGGUUACCCCACGCCGUGGUCAGUUCGGUCAACGCUCGCUGCUGGUGUCUGCACGGCGGACCUAUAAUAGCCACUGGCUGGAUCUUCAUGCUUGACCAUACGGUCAACCCGUUUCUCUACGGCCUUAUGAACGCGCAGUUCAAAAAUGUGCUGAAGCAAUGGCUGCUCAUUGAGCGGGUUCAUGCCUUCAAGAUGAGGGACACGCUGAUCUUGAAGAACCUGCAGAAGAAAGUGGUGUGUGAGGAAAAUAAUAAAGACAAAAGUCCGGUGCCUCAGACAAAGAGCGGUCAUGAUAUCAUAGAGGUGGUGGCGACCACAGACUCUGACCACACACCCUUGUAGCGUGGAGCGGGGACCAGCACUACAUUCGAGGUUAUCACAGUGAGUGAAAGACAUCGCCUCGCCCAGCUGUUCCAGACGUUCCACCACGACGUGUUGACAAGACCAAGCAGUCCAAUCAGCCAGCACCACACAACUGCCGCCUUCAAACUAAGCUUCCCUGCUCUUUCAGACGUUUCACAUCAUUCCCUCCAAAAGAACAUGACAUCACGCAAGCAGGAGGCAGGAAGGAUUCAUCUGGAGAUGUACGUCUGGAUUGAAGUCACAAGAAUUGAUGCACUAUGCGUCAGAAUAUGAUUUACCAACAAUCAUUAAGAGUUAAAAUGCGUAUAAACAAAUUCCCGUUAUCAAUGACUUAUUGGUAAAUGAAAUGGGUUACGAUAUUAUGCCAAAUAUGGGAUCUGAUUUACCUUCUAAAGUUACGGAAAAGUAUGGAAAAGUAACCUAAGAAAUGAAUGCCAGAUAUCUAUACAUCCGCUGCAAGGUGUAUGACAUUCUAUGCCCCGGGGUUUUUUUUCUACGCCCCUCUGAUAUUCACAUCCUUAGCAACUUGUGUAAGAACACUGCGACCCAAGAACCUUAGAUCUAUAUGUCAGACUAGUUUAGUGGGGGAAACAUGCACAUGCACUUUGAAAGCUAAGGUAUAGGAUUACAGAUUUUGUUUCUAUAGGAAAUUAGAUAUCAGAUACAAUAUCUUUGAUAUCUGAACACAAAGCUCCAAAUAAUUGAGACAAACACAUCACAUUACAGAAAUGCAAUGCGACAAAUCUGGGUUUAUUGAAUUAUCUUCUCUCUCACCUUUACCUUUCUGAAAUAUCGCCCUCCUCACCCCUACCCCUCUCCCACUCCUCGAACAGACAUGUGCGCCCCCCGCCACACACACACGCUCAGAAACACACCACUAUAUUGAACAUGAUAAAGAAAUACGUCUAGCUGUGACAUACCUGAUACUGCCAUAGUAAUAUGUGUCACGACGCGGUGGAAUCAGGCGCUCGUCAACCUUUGGCCACAUUGAUUUAUUGGUAUAAUCUUAAAGCCUAUUCAGUUGCCUUGCUUCCGGUAGCCUGGUAGCAAACAUAGAAAUUAGUGAGAAAAUGGCAGCCAACGUUUGGUAACUUUCAAAGCUUAAGUGUCCCUGGGAACUGCAAAUUUACAUUCAUUUAUUUUGUUGGUGCCUUUGAUCAACGUUUUACCUGUAAAAUCCACACAAAAAAGGGGUUUUAAACCAAUAUUAAAGGUGUUAUGCAAAUACAGAAAAAAUGAAAUUUGAUAAAAAUUGCCCGACGAAUUCAUUAUUUUGACGAGCGCCUGCUUUCACCUCGGUACCACCUAUGUAUCAAAUGAUAAACAAUAUAAACGCUUAGUGUGUCAUCGGUUCUUGCCACCGAGCAGCGCUUCUUUCUGAGAUGAGGUCAACGUGUCUUGUUCAAGGAUAUACGGAUUAAGAUCAGUCAUUUGACAGUCCCCCGGUUCCCUCCCCUUUCCCUCUCCAACUAUGGCGUUACUUCCUAUGUAAGACUGUGGCCCUCGAUAAGUCUUGCACACUUUUCUUUUUUUUUUUUAAGCAGCCUGCCGUCUAAUAUUACUAUUAUACUUGCAGAUAGCUUCGCAAUAUUCUGUUCAGCUUUGCAUGGAGGGGACCCAGAUAAAUCACAUCUUUAAGAGCUUUGAUUAGUUUGCCUUGUGUAGGCCAUUCUGCGGAAAGCUGCAUCAAUCUUGCUCAGAUAGGCUCUCAAAAAAGCGUCAUGACUAGCAAUCUGCUAAAGUCAAGGAAGCAAAAAAUUAUGGUUAGUAGCACUGUUGCAUGAUGCAUUUCAAUCUAGGAGCAAUUCAGCUCUUUCCGGUAACAAAAACGAUAAAGUAAAUUCUGAUAAUGAAAAUAAAAACUGUUACAAGUUGUUCUGUCCCUAGUAUGCAAGGGGAAAGAAAGACGCGUCUGAGAUCAGCAUGCUGCCACCUCUGGUCGAUCAGAAGCCGGUCGUGCUGGGGGUAAUGGGACCAAGAUCUAUACAAAACCUAGACGGGUUUACCUGUGCCUUGACAGACAGGCAGGCAAUGAACAGAGAGAUGUUAUUGAUCAAAGCACACUCACAUGUAACUCCUUCCAAACCCUUCCAUUGUACCCAUGGCGACAACCCCCGCUCUCCUCCUUCUCCUCGUUUUCGAUUAUCAGGUAGAGGGGUCGUGAAAAUUUACCUUCAACGCGGCUGUUGCAGUAUCGAAAAUAUUUUAAUCCUUCACGAAACAUACCAUGUUACCUAUUGUUGUCUGGGUGAUAACGUAAACGCUUUUUGAAGUGGCGAUCAAUGACUAUGAAUAAAACAACAGGGUUUAAAGGGACAGCUGACAUUUCCACCAGAGAGAAAUCCGCAACUGUGGAAAAAAACAUGUCUCAGGCCUCAAAUACUGUCAGUUCGUUUUACAUUCUUUUUUUCAUGAAAUAUUUUAGUACAAAGUAAACAAAACAGAGGUAGGUUCAAAAGUUCAUAUUUUUCGCCAACAAACCACCUUUCACACUGUCUGUUUUGUCUGUCUGUCUGUCUGUCUGUCUGUCUGUCUGUCUGUCUGUCUGUCUCUUCUCUCUCUCUCUCUCUCUCUCUCUCUCUCUCUCUCUCUCUCUCUCUCUCUUGAUGUGUGUGGGUGAUAACAAUAUGUGGAACUGUAAGAAACUGUCUUGCUGUGAGUGCCGUCUUUCUAACUAACAAUUUGAAAACAAAUGUUAUCGUCCCACUUAUAGAGAAAUAUUAUUUUCUCAGUAUGGAAUUCUACUUCACUGCGCAUAUUCUUCAAAAUUCGACCUUAAAAUAAUGGUAUGUGGCGAAGCUAGAUAAGGAAAAAAAAUGGUUAAAUAGAAUCCCCCCCCCAAAA